ACUUUAUUAAUGCAACGUGACGUCAUUGGAAAAUGGAACGAUGGCGGAGGGGAUUUCACUAAAGUGAUUGGUUUCGCUGUUGAAUUAAUGAGAAAUUUGCAUUUAAUUACUUCACACUUUAUUUCCAUUUCUUCCCAUUUAGAUAUUUUCUGAUUGCAAAUUGCUUAUUACUCUUACCGUAAAAUGGACACUGGAGACGAUGAAUUAUACGAUGCUGAUUCGGGUAAUGAAUCUAGUGCAGAAGAUGAAGAUGAAGAUGAACUUUCUAUUUCAUUAGAGCCAGAAUCUUCAUCUAGAGAAAAAUUAGAGACUGAAGAGUUCCAUUAUGAAGUUUUAUCAACUGAACAAAUAGUACAACACAUGGUUGAUUGCAUACGCGAAGUAAACACUGUAGUACAGAUUCCACCUACAAUUACUCGGAUCCUUUUAAAUCAUUUCAAAUGGGAUAAAGAAAAACUUUAUGAAAGAUAUUAUGAUGGUGAUCAAGAUGCUUUAUUUAAAGAAGCCCAUAUAGUCAACCCUUAUAAAGCUCCAAGCACAUCAUCGAAGGAUUCCAGAUUUGGACCUAGAACAGAAGAGUGUGAAAUUUGUUUAAUGACAAUACCAAAAAAUAUGAUGACAGGCAUUGCUUGUGGGCAUCGUUUUUGCACUGAAUGCUGGAAGGAAUAUCUAACAAGUAAAAUUAUGGACCAAGGAAUGUGUCAGAUAAUUGCUUGUGCUGCACAUGGUUGUGACAUUCUUGUGGAUGACCAAACAGUCAUGUCCUUAAUAACUGAUCCGAAAGUGAAAUUAAAAUAUCAACAUCUUAUUACUAAUAGUUUUGUGGAAUGUAAUAGGUUAUUAAGGUGGUGCCCUCAACCUGAAUGUAAUUAUGUCAUUGCUGUACAAUAUGUGGAUGCUCAACCUGUAACAUGUCGUUGUCGCCAUACCUUUUGCUUUGCAUGUGGUGAAAAUUGGCAUGACCCUGUAAAAUGUAAUUUAUUGAGAAAAUGGCAAAAAAAGUGUGAUGAUGACAGUGAGACUUCUAAUUGGAUUGCUGCUAAUACUAAAGAAUGUCCAAAAUGCAAUGCUACCAUUGAAAAAGAUGGUGGUUGCAAUCAUAUGGUGUGCAAAAACCAAAACUGUAAGUCGGAUUUCUGUUGGGUAUGUCUUGGGCCAUGGGAGCCUCAUGGCUCUUCAUGGUAUAACUGUAACCGAUAUGAUGAGAGGGAGGCAAAAUCAGCAAGAGAUGCUCAGGAGAAGUCCAGAGCUGCUCUGCAGCGGUACCUGUUCUACUGUAAUAGAUAUCUCAAUCAUAUGCAGAGCUUGAAAUUUGAGCACAAGUUGUACGCUUCAGUAAAAGAUAAAAUGGAAGAAAUGCAGCAACAAAAUAUGUCUUGGAUUGAAGUUCAGUUCUUAAAAAUUGCUGUAGACAUUCUGUGUCAAUGUCGGCAAACCUUAAUGUACACCUAUGUCUUUGCCUAUUAUCUGAAACGAAACAAUCAAUCGGCAAUAUUUGAACACAAUCAGAGGGAUCUUGAGAGUGCCACUGAAACAUUAUCCGAAUACCUAGAGCGAGAUAUCACUCAAGAAAAUCUUCUUGACAUCAAACAAAAGGUUCAAGACAAGUAUAGAUACUGUGAAAGCAGGUGUAAGGCAUUGUUAGAGCAUGUUCAUGAAGGCUACGAAAAGGACUGGUGGGAAUAUAUUGAUUGAAAUGGGCCUUCUUCUGAACAGAAAACUGUCAAAAUUCCUGAUGCUCGAGUGAAAAAAACGAACUGAUUUGCAAUUCACCCGAGAAAUCCCACGUCCAAAUAAAACACACAAAAUAAAUAAAUUCUGUAGGAUCUUUACUGCCACGAACAAUAAACAUAAUCUUUAUAUUUGUGUGUGCGUGCUGAAAUAACAAAAGAUCAACCUUGAAAUCUGCAAAAAAAAAUUUUAAGCUAGUGAUUACUGUUUUGCCUCAAGAUGAAUAUCGCCUAUGAUUAUACCGUAUUAAUUUUUAUGUUCCCAGUAUUGAUAGGUUUUAGCUGGCUGAAAGAGAUAUUGCUGUCGUGGAAUAAUUGUUGCACGUUUUCUUCAAUUGUAGAUAAUUUAAUAAAGCAAAUUAUUAUAUAUAUGAAAUUCUUAGUUACUCAGAUUGGACAGAUAUUUUUUGACAAUUUAAAACUGUUGCUUUUUUGAUAUUUUGAAGGGACAAUUUGAUUUGUUAAUUAUAAAUUAAAUUUUAUUGUAAUUAUUGUGUCAAUUUGUGAUUUAGAAAUAUUAUAGUGAUUCCAACUUUUUGAUCUGAUGCUAUAUUCUUUGUGCAUGGCAGCAGGUUUUGCAUGCCAUGACAUUUUGGAAAAAGUCAGUUCAAUCUAUCACCAUAAGAAAAUUCGUUACAAAAAAUUUUUAAAAAGUGUUGAAUAAAAUUAUCUUAUUAAGAAGUGACAAACAAUCUUGUAUAUUUUUUUUUCUGUGCAAAGGAGAUCUUGAAUUUAAAAUUUAUUUAUAUAUAACUAGUUACAAUUAUUGUCUUCAAAGCUGUUACUAUGAGCAGAUUUGAAAAAAAAAAAUAUCAUUACAUUAACAAGGGAAAACAAGAAUGUUGUUAAUCAUUAUUACAUGCCUUAUGAAGUUAUGAUAUUUGGGAAUUACAAUUUGAUCCUUCAAUAAUAAAUUUCAAAUCCCCGAGUUUAUGGUUUAGACAAAGAAAAGUCUUGAAUAACAAAAAGUGUUAAUGGCAUUUAAAAAAAAAAAUGUGAUUUAUUUGCUUUGGGACUGAUCUCAAAUUUAUCAACUUGUGUCUCGAAGAAAGGCUGUGUACACACAAACACCCCGUGAAUAUGUGUUAUAUUUGAAAAAAAGUUGGAUAUUAUUUCGUACUUGACACUUUUUAUUAUUUACUUAAAAAGAUGUAAUAAAAGGUUAUGACUUAGUCAAAGUAAAAUGAAGGUUCUAUGAAAUCUGUGGAUUCUUUCCCUAUCUAUUUAUUGUAUUUGUGAUAUGCAUAUGAUUUAGUUUGUAUCAUACCAGAUAUGUAAAUUUGAUUGUAAUUUUGCUUUACUAGUUUUUGACUGUGUUAUUGGUUAGUCUCGUUGUUUAAUGUUGUAGAAAUAAUGCUCAAAAUAUUUUUUUCUCCUCUCUCUCUCUCUCUCUCUCUCUCUUUUUUUUUUUUUUUUUUUUUUCGGUCAUUUUGACUUAGCAUUCCUGGUUACCACCACCAACUUUAGUGAAUUUUUUUUUUAAAAAAAAUACUUCUUUUUUUUUUUUUCUUUUUUUUUUUUUUUUUUUGAAUUUGUUAUAAUAUUGUUAUAGUACUUUUUUUUAUAACCUUUCAUUUCUAAGUUAACUAAUUAUUUUUUAGUUCUAUGUAAAGGGGUGCUAAAAAGCAUUUUCUUACUUAACUGUUAAUUUGGCAGGUUUGUGAAAUAUUGGCAUGUUAAGGAUGUGAGUAUACUUUAGUGUAAAAAGUUCUUCCUUGUAUGUACGACCUUAAUAAGUAAAAAAAUUAAUAGUCCUAGAGAGCUUUUAUUAUACCAAGGGAAUUAAUUAAUUACCUUAAAUGCACUAAUUGCGGUUGGAAUGACUGCAAACGAUAUUUCAUCCUGCAGUGUACAAAAGUUGUAACAAAAAUUGGACUGUGGUUAAUCGUGUAAUAAAAAUUUUUUUUUU
Argiope bruennichi is the source of this 3639-nucleotide messenger RNA. RefSeq names its product E3 ubiquitin-protein ligase arih1-like (gene ari-1). Lineage: Eukaryota; Metazoa; Arthropoda; Arachnida; Araneae; Araneidae. The transcript has 14 exons. The coding region runs from base 184 to 1695 and encodes 503 amino acids. Gene Ontology annotation, molecular function: ubiquitin conjugating enzyme binding; zinc ion binding; ubiquitin protein ligase activity. Gene Ontology annotation, cellular component: nucleus; cytoplasm; ubiquitin ligase complex. The record is from RefSeq and is a predicted model, not a curated record. Gene Ontology annotation, biological process: positive regulation of proteasomal ubiquitin-dependent protein catabolic process; protein polyubiquitination; ubiquitin-dependent protein catabolic process.